Sceloporus undulatus (fence lizard) is the source of this 603-nucleotide messenger RNA. Its product is annotated as arrestin domain-containing protein 2-like. The record is from RefSeq and is a predicted model, not a curated record. Gene Ontology annotation, cellular component: cytoplasm; plasma membrane. The annotation marks the transcript as partial. The transcript is spliced from 4 exons. Gene Ontology annotation, biological process: protein transport. NCBI's taxonomy places the organism in Eukaryota, Metazoa, Chordata, Lepidosauria, Squamata, Phrynosomatidae.
AUUGACCGGAAGGGAUACACGCCAGGCGAGGUCAUCCCCAUCUUUGCCGAAAUCGACAACUGCACUUCCCGCACGGUGGUCCCCAAGGCAGCCAUCAUCCAGACACAGACUUUCAUAGCUCGAGGGGCCUGGAAGGAGAAGAAGUCAGUGGUGGCCAGCAUUGUGGGGGACUCCAUCGCAGCCCAGAAGCGGGAAGUCUGGCAUGGCCGGGCACUCAAGAUCCCCCCCGUAGGGCCCUCCAUCCUCCAGUGUCGCAUCCUCCAGGUUGAAUAUGCACUCAAGGUCUGUAUCGACAUCCCUGGAACCUCCAAGCUGCUCCUGGAGUUGCCGCUGGUGAUCGGGACCAUCCCUCUGCACCCAUUUGGCAGCCGGACAUCCAGCAUCAGCAGCCAGUAUAGCAUCAACAUGGACUGGCUACGGAUGGGCUUCACGGAGCAGCCUGAGGCUCCUCCAGACUAUUCCUCGGUGGUUUCUGGAGAAGACCCCACACAGACCCUAUCUCCUCCUGGCCAGAAUGGACAGCCCAGCAUCUUUGAAGGGCCUUUCUUUGCCUACAUCCAGGAAUUUCGCUUCCGACCGCCUCCACUCUACUCCGAGGUGAGC